UACAGUUCCCGGCAUGCUUUGGUGCUCUUAAUCCCCUCCCUUCGCUCCUUGGGCUCUGCUGGGAUGGGAGCGGGGCGGGAAGCAGGCGGCGCCCUCGGGUCACUUCUUCGUCGGCGGCAGCUGCGAAAGGCUUCAAGCUGGAGGCGGCCGGGGGAGAUGCCAUGUCCCAUGCCAAGCCAGGCCCCGUGCAAAUCGUGCUUGUGCACAAGGCACAGCACUCCUUCGAGCUCGACGAGAAUGCCCUGAGCCGCGUCCUGCUGCAGGAUGACAUCCGGGACCUCGACGUGGUGGUGGUUUCGGUGGCCGGCGCCUUCCGGAAGGGCAAGUCGUUCCUCCUGGACUUCCUGCUGCGUUACCUUUACACGCAGAAAGCAGGAGGCAGCACUGAGUGGCUGGGCAGCAAGGAUGAACCCUUGACGGGCUUCUCCUGGCGCGGCGGCUCCGAGCCCGAUACUACCGGCAUCCAGAUCUGGAGCGAAGUCUUCAUCGUGGAGAAACCCAGUGGGAAGAAGGUGGCGGUUGUGCUGAUGGACACUCAGGGAGCCUUUGACAGCCAAUCGACGGUCAAGGACUGCGCCACUAUUUUCGCACUCAGCACCAUGACGAGCUCUGUUCAAAUAUACAACCUGUCCCAGAACAUCCAGGAAGACGAUUUGCAGCAGCUACAGCUCUUCACUGAAUACGGGCGCUUGGCCAUGGAUGAGAUAUUCCUCAAGCCAUUCCAGACCUUGAUAUUCUUGGUCCGUGACUGGAGCUUCCCUUACGAGUAUCAUUACGGUCUGGAAGGCGGCAUGAAGUUCCUGGAGAAACGGUUGGAGGUGAAAUCACAUCAGCACGAGGAGAUCCAAAAUGUCCGGACGCACAUCCAUUCAUGCUUCACGAAGGUCAACUGUUUUCUUCUGCCGCAUCCAGGCCUAAAAGUGGCCACCAGCCCAAAUUUUGAUGGACGUCUGCAAGACAUUGCAGAGGAGUUCAAGGAUCAGCUGAUGCAGUUGGUCCCCUUUGUAUUGGAUCCAAGACAGCUCUUGGAAAAGGAGAUCAAUGGCUCCAAAGUGACCUGCCGAGGCUUGCUUGAGUACUUCAGGGCUUAUAUCAAGAUCUACCAGGGAGAAGACCUUCCCCAUCCCAAGUCCAUGUUGAUGGCCACUGCUGAAGCCAACAACCUGGCUGCUGUCGCUUCAGCAAAGGACAUUUAUUACACCAACAUGGAGAUGCUCUGUGGUGGGGACAAGCCGUACGUGGCACCCGAGUUGCUGGAGGAGAAGCACCGCGUGCAGAGCGCUUUGGCCGUGCAGCACUUCCAGCGCAUCAAGAAGAUGGGUGGCAAGGAGUUCAGCCAGCGCUACGAGGAGGAGCUGGUGAAGGGGCUGAAUGACCUCUUCCAGGACCUGGCCAAGCACAACAAUAGCAAGAACAUCUUCGCAAGCUUCCGGACGCCGGGUGUCAUCUUCAGCCUCAUCGUGUCGCUUUACCUGGGCUCCGGCCUCACGGGUUACCUCGGGCUCGAGCUUGCGGCCCAGCUCUGCAACGUACUCGUGGGGCUGCUGCUCCUCUCCCUCACGGCCUGGGGCUACAUCCGCUAUUCUGGCCAGUACCGCGAACUGGGGGUCAUCAUUGACACCACCGCCGAGUUUCUGUUGGAAAGGGCCACUAACCGCACAAAUAAUACUAUCCAAGCCGGAGAAGCGAGCAGGCCGUCGGCAGGGAGGGCUAUGGAGGACAAGAAGGACAAGUGAGGGCUCGGUCCCAAAAGUCCAAACUGGUGCCGAAACAAAUGCCUGGGAAUCCCAAGAAUCGCUUGCAGAGCAGCUCCGGGCUCUGGAGAUCCCUUUGCUUCCAGUUAAUCUUUCUUUUUAUUAUUAUUUUUUUAAGACCACCGUUCCCACAUUUAUAUCGCUUUUUAAAAAACCUUUUUUUGCACUUUAACAAAAGAAGAAAUACACAGCUUUAAGUUCUUCCUGUGUACCAGUUAGUGCCUUUCUCCAAAAGCAAGAGGAACGACAACCUUGCAUCCUCAUUUCUUCUUCCUUCGACUUAACCUGCCUCGGGAUGCUUGCCGAUUGCGAUGCUUCCGCUUGCCGCAGCCGCCUUUCUCUGGAGGAAAUGUUGCCUGAUGUGGAAGAUGGCAAAAAGGGCAUGGUACCGUUCGCCGGGAUCAAAUCAGAAGCAAAAAGAAAAGCAUCCCUGUCUCCCCCAUGUUCUUUUCGGAACCUUUUUGUGCCUUUUGUGAAGCUGAGCAGCACCUUUGUGCCUCUGGCUGGACAGAGAACCAUUAGAAACCAAACCCAGAAAGUUUGUGUUGGGGAACAGCUAACUUCCUUUGCAGUUGUCUAUAUACAGCAUUGCAGCAUUUUGAUAUCAAUAUCUGUGCCUUCUUGAUAGUCUUCUGUCUGCCCUGCUUUUACAGUUGGGCAAAAUAAGCCUGUAUUUGCUUAGCAGCCCACCAAACUUGUAGCAAAGUUUUGGAAUGUCAGGUCAAAGUGUGUUUGGUUCUGGUGCUUCCUCUUAUUCGUCCUGUGCUUCUUGUACCAAAAAGACGUUCUCCUCCUCGCUGCCCUUAGUAUCUCAGCUUCUUUUGUAUCCUGAAGAGCUUCAUACCUACCACAUUUCCUCCUCCUUGGUGUUCCUUUCCCUUCUGUUUUCCUCUCCUUUCCAUCUGAAUGGCUGUCCAUUCCUUCUGAUAUACAGUAGUGUUCCGAUUAUCCGAUUUCCGCUUAUCCGACACAACGUAUUAUCCAAUGCGCUGGCUUCUCGCCCCUCCCCAAUGCUGCCCGGUGCUUGGAGAGGCCUACUGUGUGACCGGCGCAGGCUUUUCCCUCCCUGCAAGCACCAGGCACUUGGAGGGGCCCCCUGCACAUUGCUGCCUAGAAAAACAAUGCUUUUUCUAGGCAGCCAGGUGCUUGCCGGGAGGGAAAAGUCUCCUCCCUCCUGCCAAGCACCAGGCUUGGAGCCUUGCUGCUUAGAAAUACAGCGCUUUUUCUAGGCAGCAACGGAGCUCUUGAAGCCCGGUGCUUGGGAAGGAAAAAGUCUCCUCCCUCCCUGCCAAGCACUGGGGUUGGAGCCUUGCUGCCUAGAAAAACAGCACUUUUUCUAUGCAGCAACGGGGCUCUUGAAGCUUGCUGUUCUGCAAGCUAAGACAAAAAAAGUCUCCCUUCCUGCUAAGCACUAGGCUUGCAGCCUUGCUGCCUAGAAAAACAAAGCUUUUUUUAGGCAGCAAUGGGGCUCUUGAAGACCGGUGCUUGGGGAGGAAAAUGUCUCUUCCCUCCCUGCCAAGCACCAGGCUUGCAGCCUUGCUGCCUAGAAAAACAAUGCUUUUUCUAGGCAGCAACGGAGCUCUUGAAGCCCGGUGCUUGGGGAGGAAAAAGUCUCCUCCCUUCCUGCCAAGCACCGGGCUUGCAGCCUUGCUGCCUAGAAAAACAGCGCUUUUUCUAGGCAGCAACAGAGCUCUUGAAGGCCGGUGCUUGGGAAGGAAAAAGUCUCCUCCCUCCCUGCCAAGCACCGGGCUUGCAGCCUUGCUGCCUAGAAAAACAGCAUUUUUUUCUAGGCAGCAAUGGGGCUUUUGAAGCCCAGUGCUUGGGGAGGAAAAAGUCUCCUCUCCCUGCCAAGCACUGGGCUUGCAGCCUUGCUGUCUAGAAAAACAAUGCUUUUUCUAGGCAGCAACAGGGCUCUUGAAGCCCGGUGCUUGGGAAGGAAAAAGUCUCCUCCCUCCCUGCCAAGCACCAGUCUUGCAGCCUGGCUGCCUAGAAAAACAACGCUUUUUCUAGGCGGCAACGGAGCUCUUGAAGCCCGGUGCUUGGGGAGGAAAAAGUCUCCUCCCUUCCUGCCAAGCACCGGGCUUGCAGCCUUGCUGCCUAGAAAAACAGUGCUUUUUCUAGGCAGCAACACAGCUCUUGAAGCCCAGUGCUUGGGGAAGAAAGUCUCCUCCCUCCCUGCCAACCACCGGGCUUGCAGCCUUGCUGCCUAGAAAAACAACGCUUUUUCUAGGCAGCAACAGGGCUCUUGAAGCCUGGUGCUUGGGGAGGAAAAAGUCUCUUCCCUCCCUGCCAAAUUCCCAGCUUGCAGCCUUGAAAAUCAGUGUUUUUUUCUAGGCAGCAACACAGCUCCUAAGGCCCGGUGCUUGGGGAGAAAAAAAUCUCUUUCCUCCAUGCUAAGCACCCAGCUUGCAGUCUUGCUGCCUAGAAAAACAGCGUUUUUUUUCCAGGCAGUAACACAGCUCUUAAAGCCCAGUGCUUGGGGAGGGAAAAGUCUCUUCCCUCCUUCCAAUCACCCAGCUUGCAGCCUUGCCGUCUAGAAAAACAGUGCUUUUUCUAGGCAGCAACACGGCUCUUGAAGCCCAAUGCUUGUGGAGGAAAAAGUCUCUUCCCUCCCUGCCAAGUACCCAGCUUGCAGCCUUCUUGCCUAGAAAAAUAGUGUUUUUUCUAGGCAGCAAUACGGCUCUUGAAGCCCAGUGCUUGGGAAGGAAAAAGUCUGCCAAGCACCAGGCUUGGAGCCUUGCUGGUUAGAAAAACAGUGCUUUUUCUAGGCAGCAACGGAGCUUUUGAAGCCCAGUGCUUGGGGAGGAAAAAGUCUCUUCCCUCCCUGCCAAGCACCAGGCUUGCAGCCUUGCUGCUUAGAAAAACAGCGCUUCUUCUAGGCAGCAACACAGCUCUUAAAGCCCGGUGCUUGGAGAGGAAAAAGUCUCUUCCCUCCCUGCCAAUCACCCGGCUUGCAGCCUUACUGUCUAGAAAAACAGCUUUUUUUUCUAGACAGCAACACGGCUCUUGAAGCCCAAUGCUUGGGGUGGAAAAAGUCUCUUCCCUCCUUGCCAUGCACCUGGCUUGGAGCGUGGAGAGGCUUGGAUAAUAGGGCCUCCCUAUUAUCCGACAGUUUCGGUUAUCCAACAUUCGGCCCACCCAUUUUUUGUCAGAUAACCGGAACUCUACUGUAUAUAAAUAAGCACAAGACCAACUUAUUUUUGAGACCAAUUGCAUUGAGAGGGAGAAGGGGAGGAAGGAAACCGAGCGGGCCAACUCACAUUCCUUCUGCCACCAUGCGCUUCCUUCUUUUGUUUUGUGGCAAUUCUGCUUUUAUGCUGUACCGCCGCUAUGCGUGUUACAAAAUCACUGCACUGUGUGAUCUUUGCCUCCCUUAUGCAGAACUAAAUCCCACCUUUUAAUGGGAUUUUAAUGGGUAACAUUCCUCGUGCUUUAGGGACUUCUUCCAAGCCGCUAUUACUAUGGACUGCGCAUGAUGGGGGUUGUAGUCUUACACGUCGGAUACGAAAUGUAUGCAUUGCUUUCUCAGUCUUCUCCUUGAGGUGCCCUUUAAUGUGUCAUGUUACUCUACAUCUGUUGAGUUGGCAUCAAAGGUCUCUUCCAUUCCUCCCCAUAUUACUCUGGGUAAAGUGUGGAAUCAUCCUGUUUCAAGAUUUCUUUCUCAUCCAAAUGUACUGUUUUUCACGACACUACAAAGAGAUGCCCUCUCUGCAUUCCCGGAUAACUUUCAGUGAGUUUGAAACUUGAAUUAUUCUUUUUUUAAGGCUUUCACGAUGUCUUAAACACGUUCUCCAAAGAGGAUAGGGAUCAUUCCGCUCAGACUGGAUGCCAGGUGUUUCCUUUCUGUCGCUGCUAAAAGGAGAAGGGAAAUGGGACCUGUGUCUCUGCUUAGAUGGGCAAGUGAUGCUGACAUGUUUCUUGCUCUUUGGAGCCUGUCUUCCUCUUUCUGUUUUAAAAAAACCUCCAUUAUAUUCUUGUCUUUUUUCGAUGUUUCUGCUGAGAACCGACACUAGAGGGGCUAUUUGUACAAUGCAAAGAGCGACAAAACAUGACAACAAAUCUUUCCACUUUUGCAGCUACGAAAAUAAAUACUUAAGAUGCUGA
Anolis carolinensis (green anole) is the source of this 5858-nucleotide messenger RNA. RefSeq names its product atlastin GTPase 3 (gene atl3). Bases 162 to 1736 code for a protein of 524 amino acids. The record is from RefSeq and is a predicted model, not a curated record. Gene Ontology annotation, molecular function: GTPase activity; GTP binding. The transcript has 13 exons. Lineage: Eukaryota; Metazoa; Chordata; Lepidosauria; Squamata; Anolidae. Gene Ontology annotation, biological process: protein homooligomerization; endoplasmic reticulum organization.